This is a messenger RNA of Cladophialophora psammophila CBS 110553, 1626 nucleotides long. RefSeq lists its product as uncharacterized. Gene Ontology annotation, cellular component: membrane. Gene Ontology annotation, molecular function: carbohydrate:proton symporter activity. NCBI's taxonomy places the organism in Eukaryota, Fungi, Ascomycota, Eurotiomycetes, Chaetothyriales, Herpotrichiellaceae. The record is from RefSeq and is a predicted model, not a curated record. Gene Ontology annotation, biological process: transmembrane transport; carbohydrate transport. Bases 1 to 1626 code for a protein of 541 amino acids. The transcript has a single exon.
AUGGCUGACAAAAGCCAAGAUGUGUCGACGACAGUGGAGUCGCAAUCCCAUGGGACAAUGAACUUUGUGGAGAAGCGAAAACGCCAUUUCGGACCAAGGAUGAUCUUCAGCGUCAUCAUCAUGUGCAUGGGGACCCUCACUUACUCCUACGGCGCCGGGGUCAUCGCGACCACUAUUGGACAGCCGUCCUUCUACGCCUACAUGAAGCUUGACAGCGGCUCUCAAACAUCUGCGAUCAUUGGUGCCACUACAGCGCUUUACUAUGCCGGCGGUAUCUUCGGUGCCUUUUGCGCCAACUUCGUCGCCGACCGCUGGGGACGGAAGGCAUCCAUCUACACUGGCGCCCUCACUUCGCUUGCUGCGGCCGCGCUCUGCGCCGGCUCCGUUCACAUUGCCAUGUUCAUCGUCUUCCGGUUUAUGUACGGCGUCGGAGGCUUCAUGCUGUUGAUGACCGUCCCUCUGUGGAUCACCGAGGUCGUGCCAGCAGAGGUUCGCGGGGCAUUCGCUCAGUGCCACGGAGUGUGCACCUCUCUUGGGUACUUCCUCUCCAGCUACGUCGGAGUAGGAUUCUAUACGAACGGCUCCGUCAAAGGGCUCAAUUCUUGGCGAGGUCCUCUGGCGAUCGGGGCGCUUCCUCCCAUCCUCUUCCUUUGCGGGCUGUGGUGGGUGCCUGAGUCGCCUCGGUUUCUCCUGCUGAAAGAACGCACCGGCAAAGCCUGGGAGAUUGUGCGCAAAUUCCACACAACGCCAGGGGACGCAGACCACCGCUACGCAGAGAUUGAGAUGUUUCAAAUGAAGAACCAGAUCGAGCUGGAUCGCACUCUGCCUACAUCGUGGCUCUUCAUGUUCAAGACACCGUCGAUGCGGAGGCGCAUGUGCAUGACUGUCUUCAUCGUUUUCGCGGUCCUGUCGAGCGGUAACCUCUGCGUCGCGACCUAUGCUACGGUGAUCAUGAGCCAUUCCGGCUGGGAUCCACGGGCGCAACUGAAUAUCCAAGCUGGAAUGAUGGCGGCCGUCAUGCCCGGCAUUUUCGCUGCCAUAUUCUUCACCGAGAAACUUCGGCGCCCUACCUUGGUCAUGAUUGGUCUGCUUGGAGAAAACAUAGUACUCUCCUGUUAUACGGGAGUCGCUGCAAGCUUCAAUCUGGCCGACGCCCAACAUAAAUCCGCUCAAACAGCUUGCGUCGCCCUCCUCUACCUCUUCUCGAUGUUUUCGGCAGCCUUCACCGAAGGGCCAAUGUCGUACUGGGCCGCCGAGUUCUACCCAACUCACCUGCGCGCCCGAGGUCAAACCAUACAGGUAGUGAGUUAUGGAGCGUUCAGCAUCCUCUGGGGCCAGUCUGGACCAACUGCGAUUGCCAACCUUGGCUGGAAGUUCUUCUUGGUGUUCAUUUGCAUCACAAUCGUCACUGCGUAUAUCAUCUACAGGUAUUUCCCGGACACCCAGGGCAAGAGCCUGGAAGAGAUGGCUCUUUUGUUCGGCGACGAUGACCUAGUUGUCGUCCGCCAACGGGACAUCCAUGUCGAUGCAGAUCACCAUAUCGUUGGCACAGUGCACAAGGAUAAAGAGGGACAGGCCAUCGUGGUGAAUUUGGAGGAUAUCAACGACGCUAAAGAGACUGCGUAG